Messenger RNA from Hypanus sabinus (Atlantic stingray), 4472 nucleotides. It is a transcript of the gene stom, whose product is annotated as stomatin. The coding region runs from base 40 to 978 and encodes 312 amino acids. The transcript has 7 exons. The record is from RefSeq and is a predicted model, not a curated record. Lineage: Eukaryota; Metazoa; Chordata; Chondrichthyes; Myliobatiformes; Dasyatidae. Gene Ontology annotation, cellular component: plasma membrane.
ACCGAGGCGGCCCGGGGGGAGGGGGAGGGGGUGGUUUGUAUGGUCCUCGCGGAGCGGCGCGACGGCGGGAGAACGGUCGAGGCUUUCAGUCUGAACAGAGUCAGCCCCGAGGAGCAGUGGGACGCGGCCGAGAUGGAGGCAGACGCCACCGAGCAGCUGAAAGUGCGCCGAAUCGAAGAGAAAGAUGCACCCAGUAACAACCUUGGAUGUUGUGGAUGGAUCUUGGUUAUAAUUUCUUACUUCUUCAUGCUCAUCACUUUCCCCUUUUCCAUCUGGUUAUGCAUUAAGAUUGUCAAGGAAUAUGAACGAGCUAUAAUAUUCAGGCUUGGCCGUAUUCUAGCAGGAGGAGCCAAAGGGCCAGGUUUAUUCUUUGUCCUGCCAUGUACUGACUCCUUUGUUAAAGUGGAUAUGAGAACUAUUUCGUUUGACAUUCCACCUCAAGAGAUUCUCACCAAGGACUCUGUGACAGUCAGUGUUGAUGGAGUUGUGUAUUACCGUGUCCAGAAUGCAAUUCUUGCUGUUGCAAAUAUCACCAAUGCAGAUUCUGCUACCCGCCUUUUGGCCCAGACCACUUUGAGGAAUGUACUUGGAACAAAGAAUCUGUCUCAGAUUCUCUCAGACCGGGAGGAAAUUGCCCAUAAUAUGCAGACGACCCUCGAUGUUGCCACAGAUGAAUGGGGCAUUAAGGUUGAGCGUGUGGAGAUCAAAGAUGUGAAGCUGCCCAUCCAGCUACAGAGAGCGAUGGCAGCUGAGGCCGAGGCAUCAAGGGAGGCCCGAGCCAAGGUCAUUGCUGCCGAGGGAGAAAUGAAUGCUUCCAGGGCCCUGAAGGAAGCUGCUAUUGUGAUUUCUGAGUCUCCAGCAGCCCUGCAACUUCGUUACCUGCAGACCCUCACCACCAUUGCAGCUGAGAAGAACUCCACCAUUGUAUUCCCUCUACCAAUGGACCUGGUGCAAAAUAUUAUGGGGGCAAAAAAGUGACAUAACUAAACACAAAAUAUGACCACUGUUUGUAUGUCUGAUUUUCCAAUGAUACAUUUUUGGUUAGAAUGACUUAAGUUUUUUUCCAUGCAAAGGUGAUGGUUUACAUUAGUGAUGGAUUGAUAGUCGCACCUUAAUGGCAUAUCUGACACAUUAUGUGAAUGCUUUCGCUUUGAUCAUUUCUUAAAGCAAAGAAUGAGAAUGUAAUAUAUACAGGGAAGGACAAAUUCACAGCAAGCAGUUGUUCUCUAGAACCAAGCAAACUGUUAAUUUAGCUGUGGCAGUUUUUACAUUUCUAUUGUACUGGUGUUGACCUAAAUCUUCCAACAGUAAAACUGAGCAGUUUGCUAGCCAUUCAUUCACAAAGCCAAUAUUGUUCUCCACACAUUUAUCAGUUUGAUUUAACACGGUUGAUUCUUCAUGACAUACUCCAGUCACUGUCCUAAAACCUGUCCAGUCUAAAAACCCAUUUCCAUUUAACCCUACACUUAAGAUCUUGAGGACAACACUGAUAUAAAAUGUUUGUUUCCUUUGAGAUGCUGUAAAAUUUUUGAAAAUCUGUAUCAGAGCAUCGCCCUCCUUUCCUGGCCAGUUAAUCAGCAUAUCUAUCUGUGUGUGAAGUAUUCAAAAGCAGAUGUCUAUCAAGCAUGUGGUUUAUUUCCAAAUGCAUUUGAAUUUCUGUAUGUUCUAUCAAGCCUACAAAUUUGAAGAAACCUUGUGCCUGCUGUUUUGCCUGUAACAACAUUAUCAGAAGUGUAGAAAGAAGCUAAAUUGACUUAAACCAUCUGAAGCAUUACGAGUUUCCAAAAAUAAUCCUCCAUGCGGAAACUUGCAACGUUAUUACAAUCUGCAGAGCAUGCCCGGUCUGUGGUUUUAAUGUGCAGUACACGUUACAAUCUGCUGUACAGUAGAUUUAUGGGGAAAUGGUCUAGUCACCUUACUGAAGUCCACCCACCAAUCUAGGAGAGAGGUUUGCUCAUUGACUGAAGAAGCUCUGCACUGGUAGUAUCCUUGGCUGCUGUAGAAUUUGGCUGUAUGCCAUUUGAUUAGCACUUCACACCAGCCAGUCAUUACAGUAGCUUGAUGUAGCUUGUACGUGUCAAAACUUUAGGCCAUGUCUAGAAAGGGAGGGAGGGUGACUGUUAUAUCUCAAUUUCUUUCCAAAUGAUUUUUAUUUUCUCUUCAAAUCAAUGGUUUUUGUGUGGUUGGGGAACUACUCUGUGAGCAGCUUUGCCAGAAAAAUUUCCUUCUAACCUGUCCAGCGAAUGUAUUAUGUUAGUUGUCAUAUUCCAGCCAUCUGCAUCAGGUUAAGUUGAAUGUGACCACAUAACUGCAAGUAUAUGUUUGGGCCAUUGCCCAUUAAACCCACCCUUCCUGCCUCCUAAUAAUGCAAGGAAGUGGUUUGAAGGCAUGUUCAGUUUCUGUUCUACCUUUUGUUUGGACUGAGUGACGCAUAACUUGAAAAUCACAAUACAUUAAAAAUCCCCGAGUCUCUUCUUACUGAAAUCCCAUCGUUGCAAGUUCAUUGCAUUAGGUGUCCUAGGGUUAGUCUCCAUUGCAAUUUAAAAUGCAAAUUAAAAUUGAGUAAAGCAUAAUCUCUCCAUUGCCAUGAAAUUCAAGCAGUUCGGACAAACCCCAAGCCUAACAUAUGGGAGUGAGGUGGGAAGUGGUUGGGUAAUGGGAAUGCUAUAAGAUUACUAAUGCUGUUGUAAAAUCUGUCCAGAUUAUUACAGCUGUAAACAUUGGUAGGGUUAUCUGGGUAAUGUUCAAAUUGUGGCCAAGGCUUUAAUAAUCCAGGACAACGUGACCAAAUGCAUGAACCCCGAGUCUGAGGGGUGGCUCUAAGGUGUAGUCAUGAUGAUCUUCUGCUCAGAGGGAAUUUUAGAUGGGCCUCAUUGCAAAAGAAGUAAGAAAGGGUUUCACUUUAAACAUAGUCUGUUUGAUCACUUUGGAAUAAGUGGUGUUGCUGUUAGAGCUUUGUGGUUAUUUUAAUAUCAGCAGUUUCACUGUGAAAGCAUGGUACCAUAACGAUUUUAGCCUCUAUAAAAUGAAUACUGGUUAAGUACUCAAAGCAAAAAGAAAACAAAAUGUUGGAAAGAAAAGCAGAAAAUGCUAGAAAUUCUUAGCAAAUUCGGCAGCAUCUGUGGCAAAAGAAAGAGUUAACCCUUUCAGAUUGAUGGCAUUUUAUUAGAACUAAAUUAAAUACCUACAGGCAAUGCACUGCACCUGUACAAAAUGGUUGCUUUUGAGAACAUCAUUCCCAUCUUAAACAAUAAUAAGGAAUUCCACUUACUUGUACUUAUCAGUGCUAGUGGUAGGAAAAUGAGUUAAGCAGAUUGGUAUGAAAUAAUUUAAAGAGCAAACAAGAAAUCUGCAGAUGCUGGAAAUUCAAACAACACACACAAAAUGCUGGUGGAACACAGCAGGCCAGGCAGCAUCUAUAAGGAGAAGCACUGUCGAUGUUUCAGGCCGAGACCCUUCGUCAGGACUUUGUUCCACCAGCAUUUUGUGUGUGGUAUGAAAUAAUAGUUCAUUUCAACAGGAAGCAAAAUCACCAUGUUACAUGCCUGUUUCUCAACCAUCCCACACACUGGUGUUACAUUACAGUCUGGAAUACAUUGGAUAUUCAUUGUUUAAUUAUCUCAGAACAAAUUUGUUUAGUGGUGGCGUGACCAGGAGCUUUUUGAGAAUGGACAAAUAUUGGCACUGACUAGGCUGGUUUUAAACACAUCAUCCCAUUUUGAGUCUGGCCCUCGUCAAGUCUGCACUGUGGUUGCAGGUAAUGUGAGUUUAAACUGUAAAACUGGCAAACUAGCUCAAUCUUAAGAGGAUAUUGGAAUGAUCUCAGCCUGUAGUGUGUGCCUACUAGUAUACAGUAGGAAUUUAAGGUAAGUUGUUGGAGCAGGGAACAUUGCUCUCGAUCUGACCAAGAGCUAUUUCUCCUGGAAGCACUUUCUGCUAAUAUUCAUCACAAUUUAAAAAUUAAACAUAUCUGCAGACUUUUUUUUCAUGGACUUGCCUUGUCAAAAUUUUGAAUCCCUCGAUCAGACUUAAUCCAACCCUGCACUAGAUUGGUGUCUUUUCACAUAGAUUUGCAGGUGAUCAUUCUCUUUUUUUUAUUAUGUCUCUGAAUCCACUUUGGAAAGAAAUUAGUCAACUCGAGAAUGAAUAGGUCCCACAUAUAAGGUAAAACUUGAUAUUCAAGAUAGCUGAGGGCACUUGUAUUUACCUUAAGUUACCAUAUAUUGACCAAGGCAGGGUUUUAGAGGCCUUACUACACAAUGCUAUACACUGUAUCACUUUAUCACUCUUAAAAGUUUAUGAAUGUAUGUUCAAUAACAUAGAAUGUAAUCAAUAUGUACUAACAAGGCUUUUCUUCUAAAAGUUAAUCUUUUACAUAUUAAUGUUUCUGAAAGCAUGAUCAACAUGGUUGUGGUAGUAUACUUUUAUAAUUAAGCUUGCAAUGCAUUUAAUAAAUGUUAUCAAUCAAUGUC